This is a messenger RNA of Chionomys nivalis (European snow vole), 2258 nucleotides long. RefSeq names its product PTTG1 interacting protein (gene Pttg1ip). Gene Ontology annotation, cellular component: nucleus; cytoplasm. The transcript is spliced from 6 exons. The coding region runs from base 94 to 624 and encodes 176 amino acids. Lineage: Eukaryota; Metazoa; Chordata; Mammalia; Rodentia; Cricetidae. Gene Ontology annotation, biological process: protein import into nucleus. The record is from RefSeq and is a predicted model, not a curated record.
GGAGUCUCGACGCUGAGCCGUGGAAACAGCCUAGCUCAGCCUCCAAGUUGAGUCUCCCAAGGAGCUGCUGGCCGCGGACGCUACCGUCGCACCAUGGCGUCUGCUGCCCUCGGCCUGACGCCGCGCUGGCUGAUGCUCCUCAGCGCCGCGCUGCUGCUGCUGCUUCUGCCCGCAGCCUCCGCGCAGGAGCCUUCGGCAAUGAGUUGUUCUGUGUACACAAACAAAUCCUGUGAAGAGUGCCUCAGGAAUGUCUCGUGUCUGUGGUGCAACGAGAACAAGGCAUGCUUGGACUACCCAGUGAGAAAAAUCUUGCCCCCUGCUUCUCUCUGUAAACUGAGUUCUGCUCGCUGGGGUGUGUGCUGGGUGAACUUCGAGGCCUUGAUCAUCACCAUGUCAGUGCUUGGGGGCUCUGUGCUCCUGGGUAUCACUGUGUGCUGUUGCUGCUGCUGCCGCAGCCGGAAGAGGAGCCGGAAGCCAGACAAGAGCGAUGAGCGGGCCAUGAGAGAGCAGGAGGAGAGGAGAGUACGGCAGGAGGAGAGGAGAGCAGAGAUGAAGUCAAGACACGAUGAAAUCAGGAAGAAAUACGGUCUGUUUAAAGAGCAAAACCCAUAUGAGAAGUUCUAGAGCAGCUGACACACACUUGCGGUUCCAGAGUUUCGUGGGAGUGCCAUCCUCAGCAUAGCCUGCGGAGACCUGACCACUACAGCCACCCAUGACCUGGGUCAUAUGACCUGGCUCUUCCUUCCAGCCUCAGCACAGGCACCAGAGUGGCCUUGAGAAGACAGUCCUGCUCUUGUUCCCUCUAUCUCUGUAUGUAAUCACCUGAGACGUUAAUCUUGAUGACGUCCCUUUAUGGGGGAGGAAAUGUACUCGGGCCCCACACUCUACAAAGCUGGCGGCCUGAGCUGCUGACUGGCUGCCGAGUGGCCUUGCUGUAAGAUUCACAUUGCAACAAAUGAAGUCAUAUUUACUUUGUUAGGGCAAGAAUUGACCCACCAUCCUUGCUUUCCCAAGGCUAUGUUGUGACUGCAAGUCCAUUUCUGUGACAUGUCAUUGCUUUAGUUUGGGUGACUUUUGGAAGACACUGUCCCCACAAGCAGUCUGGUACCCAGCUGUAUCCAGUGACACAGGAGCACAUAAGGUCUUUAGUCCCGCAAGAGACAGUCUUUCCAAAACCUUUCAUGAAAAGUCCAGGCCUCAUGGAUGGCGUUUUUCAGCUGUCUCUACUAGAGGGAGAGCCUUUUCCCCCAUGGGAAAGCUGAGCUGUGAGUUCAGUUUGAUCUUCCUGUGCAUGCUGAGUCGCCUGCCUCAGGCUUCUCCGCUGUGGUGAUGUGUGGAGUCACGUCCUCAGAAGGGCUUUUUUUGUGCAGAUCUUGGACAUCUUCCCUCUACCUGACAGGCUGCCUGGUUGGCCCUGUGUGUAUCAUGGAGGUUGAACAGCUUGUCCACCGGUCAGCCUGUUGUGGAAGCUGAGUAUGUAGGACCCCAGCCGUACCGCCUACCAGAAAAACUGCCUGAGCAGACAUACACACCCACCUCACUUCACAUCCUGCUUCCAGCCGUGUCUUAGCUCACUGUAUCUGACACAUCAUCGUGGGCCCUUGGAAGCUUGUCAGGGACACAAGGGUCCCCGUGAUACUGUCCACAGUGCACAUUUCUCUGAAAUCCAGUUGUGUCACAAGCUUGAUGGCAGGGUAAGAAGGAAAGAUACUGCCCCUAGGAAAGCAGCCACCAGCAGAUGAGGUGACCUUACUGCAGGCUCCUUCCUUCCUAGACACCUCACCCAGUAGCUCAGUAACCUUUUCAACUCUGUCACUCUGCCCAGGGAUUGACACCUCUCCCCUCCAAUUUUCAGAAACUAAGGGAAUGACCUUUAGCGCUCUCUUUCUGCCUUGUUAGGCUUCUGAUGUAAUUCGAAGCAUCAUCAAACAUUUAAGUAUUACAGCAGCCAUUGAGAUUUGCCUUUCUACUGUCUGUUGGUAAAGGAGCCCUCCUCGCAGGCCUUGAUGAGCAUUGUAUAGUAUGUAGCAUGUAUAAGUCAUGCCUGUUAGGUUGCUGAGCUGAUGAUAGUCACCAGCUGCUAAAUGCAGAGUAUUUAAUUCUCCAGUGUAGACAUAUAGCAGGUGCUCUCGGGACUGCCCUGUGCCCACCUCUGAGCAGCACGAAGAGCAGCCACCUACACCUGAGACCACAGCCCCACACCUGAGACCACCACACCCAGUGCCUUACUUUUUAACCACUUUCCAAUAAAAUGGUUG